Cyprinodon variegatus (sheepshead minnow) is the source of this 3320-nucleotide messenger RNA. It is a transcript of the gene jade3, whose product is annotated as jade family PHD finger 3. NCBI's taxonomy places the organism in Eukaryota, Metazoa, Chordata, Actinopteri, Cyprinodontiformes, Cyprinodontidae. The record is from RefSeq and is a predicted model, not a curated record. Bases 269 to 2608 code for a protein of 779 amino acids. Gene Ontology annotation, cellular component: histone acetyltransferase complex. The transcript has 12 exons. Gene Ontology annotation, biological process: regulation of transcription by RNA polymerase II.
CAAUAGAGCUGUUGUGCCGUGUUGGUGAACGUACUGCAGCCUGGAGAGUCCCACUGUCUGCUGGGAUACAAAAAGCCUUAUAUUUACUAUAAUAUUAAGACUAAAGUCCAAAUUUCCACAGCUUUGUGUAUGUUCGGUCUGCGUGGCUGCGUGUUUGAGGAGAGCAAAGCGGAAAGCCAGCGUGGAGUGAAGAGAUGAAACAUAGUGAAUAGUCACCAGAAGAAUCUACUAGCAUGCUUUUCAGUCUGAUGUUUAUGGACGUUACAGGAUGAAACGUGUCAGGUCGUCCAGCAGCAGCGACAGUUCCGACAGUGAGAGCCCAUCAACGUCCUUCUCUAACAAAUAUGACAGCAAAACUGGAACCCCGGCCUCCGACCCAAAGAAACCGGCUGAAGUGUUCAGAAAAGACCUGAUCAGCGCCAUGAAGAUACCCGAUUCCCACCACGUGUCUCCAGAGGACUACUACCUGCUGGCCGACACCUGGAAGCAGGAGUGGGAGAAGGGCGUCCAGGUGCCGGCCAGUCCGGACACCAUCCCUGAGCCAUCAGUCAGACUCAUCGCUGAGAAGUCCAAAGUAGUGCUUUACACUCACCCAAGAAAGUACAUCCAGUGUUCAAGCCAGGAAGCGACAGAACCAGGAUAUGUCAACAUUAAGGAGCUGGCAGAGGCCAUGUGUCGCUAUGAUCUGGAUGAUAUGGACCUCUACUGGCUCCACGCGCUUAACCGUGAGCUGAGUCACAUGGGGGAGCUACCCAUAGAUGAGCUGACUAUGGAGCGAGCCUUGGAGGCUCUAGAGAGGCAGUGCCAUGACAACAUGAAACACGCCAUAGAAACCGUGGAAGGCCUGGGCAUCGAGUACGACGAGGACGUGAUUUGCGACGUGUGCCGCUCCCCAGACAGCGAAGAAGGAAACGACAUGGUGUUCUGUGACAAGUGCAACAUCUGUGUGCACCAGGCUUGUUACGGCAUCGUCAAAGUGCCGGUUGGGAACUGGCUCUGCAGGACUUGUGUCCUCAGCAUUGACCCUCAGUGCCUUCUUUGUCCCAAGAAGGGCGGCGCCAUGAAGGCCACACGUGCCGGCACAAAAUGGGCACAUGUGAGCUGCGCCCUAUGGAUACCCGAGGUGAGCAUAGCCUGUCCUGAGCGAAUGGAGCCCAUUACGAAAGUCUCCCACAUCCCGCCCAGCCGCUGGUCUCUCAUCUGCAGUCUGUGCAAACUGAAGACGGGUGCAUGUAUCCAGUGUUCAGUGAAGAACUGCACCAUUCCUUUCCAUGUGACUUGUGCCUUUGAGCACAGCCUGGAGAUGAAGACCAUCCUGGACGAAGGGGACGAGGUGAAGUUCAAGUCUUUCUGUCUGAAGCACAGCAAGUCCGGGGAAGCCGGCCUCAGCCCAGGUCGGUCCAAAGCCCCCGUAGAGGGGGGCAAGGUGGGCCAGCGGGCGCAGAGGCUGCAGGAGCUGGAGGAGGAGUUCUACACUCUGAUCCAGAUGGAGGAGCUGGCACAGGAGCUGGGGCUCUCUGAGCGCCUGGUGGACUUCAUCUAUCAGUACUGGAAGCUGAAGAGGAAAUCCAGUUUCAACAAGCCUCUGCUGCCCCCUAAAGAGGAGGAGGAGAACCUGAUGCUGCAGCCUCAGGAGGACAGCAUCCACACACGCAUGCGCAUGUUCAUGCACUUGCGACAGGAUUUAGAGCGGGUGAGGAAUCUGUGCUACAUGGUGAGUCGACGGGAGAAACUGAAGCUGCUGCAGAGUAAAGCCCAGGAGCAGAUGUUCAACCUGCAUGUGAAGCUGCUGAAUACAGAGAUCUCCACCGGUCUUCCUGCUUCUCUUCCGGUGGAAAACAUGCUGUUCCACCCUCCUCCAAGGAUCACUCUAAAACUGAAGAUGCCCAAACCUUCAGGUCUUGGAAACGGAAACUGCUCUUCCAAGGUGGGCAACGGUCCCCUCUGCCCAGACACCAGCGGGAACGUCGACGAGCAGCAUCCUGAGGGGCUGGGUCAGGGGAAGCCUCAGCUGCACGCCCGCUGCAGCAAAGAGGAGCGAGCCAACGGUCGGCUGUCUUCCUCCAGCAGCAGCCCACUAGCUGGCAAACCUGCAGGAAAACAUUUGGCUUUGCAUGUCAUGCACCAUGCCCAUUCAUCCAACGGUAACGGCAAACUGGACCAAGACCGGUCAUGCAUGGUUAAGUGUAAUGGUGUUUUGGAUAAGGCACUGGCUCAGAAGGACAGUUCCUGCCAGACACCAAUAAACCGGGACGUUACAAAGGAAGAGGCGGAUAAGAAAAGCUUUUGCAAGUCUGCCAUGGAGCAUUUUGGCAGACCCUUCAAAGAAGCGACUAUUAACUUGGUACGGACAACGGCGGACCUGCGGGCCUCAGACCUACUGUCCCAUAAAAGCUCUGCCAAAGAGAAACUGUGGGUAAAACCUGUAUUAGAACAUAAAGCAAAAAACAGACAAUCGCACCAGGACAGUGACGGAUACUGCCCCGACCUGGAGCUGAGCGACUCUGAACCCGAGGCCAGGGGGAGACAUGGCCAUCAGGUCGGGGUUCCACACGCUCAGAGAAAGGGGAAGCAUUCAGUGGGUUCCAGACACUCCAUGCAGAGGUGACGCCGUGGGCCGAUCCUUCCAGCUCCUUUUAGUCUUUGUUGACCUGCUGGGAGCAGCAGCCCAGCGGCCGGCCGGCUCUUUGGACACAUCAGGGACCGAGCCUCGGUGCUGAUGAUGCUUCACAUAUUAGCUAUUGUGUUGCAUUCAGAAGAGGAAAUCGUGUGAUACUCAACAGUAGGUUCCAACAUGCAGUUUGGAUUUGCUUUUAAUAGGAGAUAAUUCCUAUUAUUACAAUCAACCACAAACAUUUUCUACAUUAGUCCUGUAUGGUUCUGUUUUUAUUCGUUUACAGAUCAGCUGCCUUUUAUAAAAACGCUGCUUUCUAGUUUUUUUUUCUGUCUUUCAGUGUGAUAGGUUCUGAUAAGUAAACACUACAUUUGUCUCCAAACGGGGCGACGUGUUUUUACAGCGAGCUGACAUUCCAAUAUGUAUCCUUCAAUAAAACAAAAAAAAGAAACAGUGGUAGAAAGGUAAAGGACGGUGAAGGUAAAUGGUGAAACCUGCAGACCGCCGCCUGUCCUGGAGUCACAUGAGCAGCCGACAUCAUCACAGAACUUAAAUGUGAAAACCAGCGUCCAGCAUUUGCUGUUACCUGUGCUCCUGUUUAAGUAAUAAUGUACUUCAGAACUGCUGGGUUUAUUUUCUUUACAGAGAGACGAGGUUUAAACUGUUUGCUUAUACUUCACCUGACAAGAAAACAUUAAAGACGAUC